Rhipicephalus microplus (southern cattle tick) is the source of this 1314-nucleotide messenger RNA. RefSeq lists its product as uncharacterized. Lineage: Eukaryota; Metazoa; Arthropoda; Arachnida; Ixodida; Ixodidae. The record is from RefSeq and is a predicted model, not a curated record.
AUGCAGCCGGAACUUCCCAACAGUCCAACUGUGGCACCCCAGCACGACCCAGAAGUCUCAGGCUCUGCCAUCACUAGUAGCAGCAGCGACAGUGAAGACACCGCACAGCAAAGCACUCUACUCAUGGACCAUGCCUACAGCAGCCAAGAGUCAAGCUAUGACCAGCUUGCCAAGAAAGUUGCUUGCCAAAAUAAUAUAAUAACUGAGCUAGCAGAAAAGGCUGAAGCUGCUUACGCGCAUGUUGAAGAGCUCAACCGCCAGCUAAAACGCUCUCAACAGGACCACGCUGAAGCAAAAAAGCUAUGUGACCGCCUUCAGCAGAAGAAUAGGUGCUUGCGGCUUGAGCUAUCCUGUAUGCAGAAGAAAGUCAAGAGGUGCAAGGCUGAAGCUACACAAAAGAUUGACAUCACGUAUGAAGCCCUUGUAGAAGAUGAAAAGAAGCUGCGGUACUACACUGGCUUUACAUCCAGAAAGUCCUUCGACAGUUUUUGGUCCCUACUUGAACCAGAUGCGAAAAAGCUGCGGUUCUGGCAGAUGAAGGAAACGGAGAACGAGGACCGGAACUUCAUCCUGCCUUUGAAGACACAGCUUGUGCUCGUCCUGAUGAGGCUACGGCUGGGCCUUGACGGCCUUGACCUUGCGUACAGGUUUGGCAUUUCUACGUCAACCGUUUUGAGGAUCUGGGUAACAUGGCUGGAUUUUUUGGACAACAGGCUUCGCCAGGUCCCAACUUGGAUGCCUCCCCACCUGUGCGACAAGUACAGGCCACAAGCUUUCACUGACAAGGGCUACACCACUGUUGACGGCAUCCUCGACUGCACCGAAAUUUUCAUCGAAACCCCCUCGUCAUUCCGUGUACAGAGUGAGACCUAUUCCUCGUACAAAAAGCACAAUACUGCAAAAGGGUUAGUUGUGUGCAGCCCGAACGGCUUUGUUAUGUUCGUGUCCGAUCUUUCUCCUGGGAGGCUGUCUGACAAGGCCCUAACAAAGGCUUCCGGUGUGUUGGAAAAGUUCUCACCAGGGCGAAGUUUGAUGGCUGAUAGGGGGUUCACCAUCGAAGAAGAGUGCAAGGAACUUUCACUGCACUUGAACAUUCCGCCAUUCAUGGAAGGACGGCCUCAACUGUCUGAAGCAGAUGAAACUGAGACAAGGCUUAUUGCCAGUGUGCGCAUACAUGUGGAAAGGGUCAUUCGGAGGAUAAAGACCUACAGAAUACUCUCACAGGUGUUUCCAAACAGCAUGUCUGGAGAACUGAACAAGGUGUGGCAUGUUUGCGCACGCUUGACAAACUUUGUGGGUGAGCCAUUGCUGUGA